This is a messenger RNA of Penicillium angulare, 366 nucleotides long. RefSeq names its product putative prefoldin subunit 1. Bases 1 to 366 code for a protein of 121 amino acids. Lineage: Eukaryota; Fungi; Ascomycota; Eurotiomycetes; Eurotiales; Aspergillaceae. Gene Ontology annotation, biological process: protein folding. Gene Ontology annotation, cellular component: prefoldin complex; cytoplasm. The transcript is spliced from 3 exons. The record is from RefSeq and is a predicted model, not a curated record. Gene Ontology annotation, molecular function: protein folding chaperone.
AUGUCGAUCCCACCCGAAGCUUUGCAGAAGCUCCUGCAAGAGAUUGAAACCCGUGCCAUCGCCUCACAACAGCAAAUCGGCAUCACCAAGGCCCAACUCACUGCCAAGCAACGUGAUAUCCGCAUGCUACAACUGACAUCGAAGGAACUGUCAGAGCUUCCCUCCGAGACCAGAGUGUACGAGGGUGUAGGCAAGAUGUUCGUCAAUGUGCCCAUCAACACCGUUAACAAACGUCUUACCCGCGAGAGCGCCGAGUCUACAUCCGAUAUCUCCAAUCUGGAGAAGAAACUGCACUACCACGAGACUACGCAUAAGAACAGCCGGGAGAACUUUGAGCAGAUCCUCAAGUCUGGAGGGAGGUCGUGA